UUGGUCUGUCGUGCAAGAAAGAGCAAAUGUACACUGGACACAGCAGAUGGAGAACCUCAACCACCGUGUCUGCGAUGCCGUAAAGAGAACAAGCAGUGUGUCAUCGGCAGCAGUAAUCGCGGUGGCAGGAGGGUCCGAAGGUCUACGAUAGCUUCACAACAGCUACAGGGCCAAAAUCAGGGCCCGGCCCGGGCUAGUACUCAAUCUCAGCCUCAGUCUCAGUCUGGUCUGCAGACCCAGAAAACGCCUAACAAUGACGAAAGUACACAAGAAAUCUCCUGGUCCUCUGGACGAUCAUCGAGCUCUGAUAACAUACCCUUUAACGAGUUGCAGAAUCCUUCGGAUGCUCUCGACAUACUGGCUCAGAUCGCAAGUAAUGACAACAAUAACUCAACGCGGCAGCCUACAUGGCAAGAAAGACAACGAAACCACAGUCUCCGUGCAAACUCUCUGUUUCCGAACGCCUGGAAUAACGAUAGUCUAGAUUAUCAUCUAGUGCGGUCAGGCGCUCUAUCGUCAGCCAAGAUCUCUCAGUUGAUUGAACGUUAUCGUCAACACUACCACCCUUAUUUCUCGAUUGCCCCUCCCAGUACCCUGGACACCACGAAUCUAGCGAAUACAGCCAAAGAUGAGCCUCACCUGUUGACAGCAAUGCUAGUGAUUGCUUCGAAGGAUCUUAUGGAGGAGCCACAUGUUUUCAAGGCGUGCUCAGAAUACAUGCAGUCAUUGGUGUCUGCGUUGGUCGCUGGUGGUCCGGGAGGAGUGGAAGCAGUCGAAAGUCUGCUUGUGCUUGCCGAAUGGACGCCUUAUACAUCAAGAAGCCGUGCAGGAAAUGUUGGACGCGGAGAAGAAGACCGCGAAGCUUGGAUGCAUGUUGGUACUGCUCUGCGUAUCGGUUACUACCUGGGUCUCGACAAGUAUUCGUUCCCUGUGGCGGAAGACAGUAAAGACCCUCAUUGGAAGCGAAAACGCCUAGUCUGGACUUGUUGCUACAUAUCGGACAGACAGAUCUCGAUUCGCAUAGGCCGCGCCUUCUGGAGUCGAGGACCAGGACCGGGUCUAGCAAUUCGAAAAGAGGACUUCCCUUAUCAGCCUCAGAACCCUGGAGACGAAGACUUUCCAAAUCUGUUCCAGGCUACGUUGGAGUUGACAUUACUUUUCAGUAAUGUGCACGACGUUCUAUACAGUAGCCCUGGAAAUAGUCUGCGGAACCAUCUCACCGGAGGUUACUACAUCAAGAUGGAUUUCCGCAGUGCAUAUUAUGGCUGGAACGCUGUGUACGGCACCAUGACAUGUUCACCAAACCUCAAGGCUAUGUUGCUGAUGUCAUACGACUACUUACGGCUCUAUACCAACGCGUUUGCAUUUCAUGCCACGAUCCGCCGUGCAUUGCCCGAGGGAGAAAACGGGAAACCAUCCUUCAGUCGAGUCUUCUACAAUAAUGUUGGUGCUGUAGGAGAUGCGCGGUUCAUAUAUGAGGGACUCGAUGCCGCGAAGAGUCUUCUUACCACGAUGAACAACUUUGUGGAUGCUGAAAGGAUGUUGCGAUAUAUGCCAUUGAGGUUCUAUCUUUUCACCGUCUAUGCAGGUGUAUUUUUGUACCAUGCACGCUGUGUUGGUGUCAUGGCACCGGAAGAAGAGUCAUCGGUGAGAAGAAUGAUUCAGCAGACAGUGACCGUUCUUCAAAGAUCGGGGGUAGGCGACAGCCAUCCGGGAAGCCGGUACUCGAAACUGCUGAAACUGCUAUGGGAUAAGGUCGAUCGAAAGUCUCACAAAGACUCGCGAGCUGCGCGUUCGCUUGCCACGCUCGAGAACCCGUAUCGACCUGUCAGCGCAAGUGCAGCGACGCCUGCAUCAAAUUCUGUCGCAUCUGCUUCAGUAGAGUCGCCGGCGAUCGUAGAUCAGAUGGGUGACUUUAGCUGGACCGAUCUAGAAGGCAUAUCGAACUUUGCAGUCAACGGAAACGAGGGUAUAUCAACAGAUGCCGAGUGGUGGACUGGAUUCCUUCCAACAGACAGCGGUCCUCUCGGACCACUGAGUGGGUUGGGUUCGAUGGACAAUUGGAGUUUCAGC
Messenger RNA from Aureobasidium namibiae CBS 147.97, 2073 nucleotides. RefSeq lists its product as uncharacterized. Gene Ontology annotation, cellular component: nucleus. The record is from RefSeq and is a predicted model, not a curated record. Gene Ontology annotation, molecular function: zinc ion binding; DNA-binding transcription factor activity, RNA polymerase II-specific; DNA binding. The transcript is spliced from 6 exons. Gene Ontology annotation, biological process: DNA-templated transcription; regulation of DNA-templated transcription. NCBI's taxonomy places the organism in Eukaryota, Fungi, Ascomycota, Dothideomycetes, Dothideales, Saccotheciaceae. The annotation marks the transcript as partial.